GAUUUCAAAACACUAGCAAUAGUAAUGACUGGAAUGACAGUGUUUUUGGGAUUAGGUAUUGCAGUAGUAGGUGGUGUUAUUAAACGAAGAUUCAGAAACAUACAUGGAACAUCUAGGGACCAUAAUGUGGAGUCUUCAAAUCCUUUUUCUGCAGACUCUUCUGGUGGUUCAACUGUCAUGUCUGGCUCCUCAACAUAUUACCAUCGUUACGAUGAGAUUGAUGAAUCAAGGAUGCUUCCCCAAACCAAUAACACAUACUCUUAUGUUGAGACAAUACCACUGAGAGUUAUGUAUCAGGAAGACACUGGAGAUUAGUUUGACACACUGAAGGACCAUUGCAAAAAUCAACUGAGGAUAGAAAUUAUAUGUUCAUAGUAAGGGCGUGUAUAUGUUCCUAAUAGUGAAGCUCUGCUGAUACUGGUAUCAUAAAAGAGGAAG
This is a messenger RNA of Owenia fusiformis, 438 nucleotides long. The record is from the annotation of a GenBank genome assembly. Lineage: Eukaryota; Metazoa; Annelida; Polychaeta; Sabellida; Oweniidae.